AUUCUGUUGGGUGUUUUACGCAAGUGAACAAACUUCAGUAUAUACACUUGGGAUUUUGAGCUACCCUAUUACUUAGACAAUUGCAGUUUAUUGUUUUAAAAAGCGAAAACCGCCUUUAAAAAGGCCUUGAUGGACGAACGCUCGCUUACUCUGUCAUCUUCUUACAGCUAUCCUUCAACAGAGACUUCAUUUCAAGUUCCUGUGUCACAGACUGCGGAUCCCACUUCGUCAGCGUUAUCCUUCAAGUCUCUUUUAGAAGAUCCUGUAAAUCCCUGCUUCCCAUCGUACACGCCGACUCGAACGGAAAUCACUCCUGUUGCCCUUUCUCCCAUUCCAAUAGUUCCAAGUCAUGAGUUUCAACCUUAUUUGCACCAAAUCUUUCAGGAAUACGCUCGUUAUUCUAAGCAGAAACAAACUAGCUUUCAUCGCCAUGUAGAACGUCAAACUAAGCGCCUUAGCCAUAACUCUAGUCCAAGUGUUUAUGAAUCGCUCGCCCGUCGCAAUUCCAUGUCGACGGCUCGAGGUGGGCUCAAGAGCGAGUCGUCGUAUCCAUCAUCGAAUUCAGAAACCAUCACAUUUGACCGUGAAGAUAUACCACCUCCUACUCCGAGUGUCGUGGAAAAUUUCCCUCUAUCCACAAUUCCGUCUGUUUACUUUCAAGACGAUUUCAAUCUAGACGAUCCUCAAACCUUUGACAUUGCAAGUGAACAUGUUGAUAUUACGCAAGCUGGAAAUGCCCAACAUGCUAACCGAAAGCUUCUAUUAAAUAAUUCCAUGUUGCAGGAGAAAAUUUCUUGGUAUUUGGAUAUCGUUGAACUUCAUUUAUUACAUGAGAUUGAAAAUGCCAGUGAUAGUUUUCCCAUUAUUAUGGAAAAUCUUAAAAGUCUUAAAAAUCAAGGUACAACCUGCUUACGAGAUACCCAUAAUUUUUUGGAGAACCUCCAUAGAAUAACAAAGGCUCGUGAUGAACAACGAGAAGCCAUUUUCAAGCAAGAGCAGUCCUGCUCACGACUUCAUGACUUAAUCCAAUCUCUAUCAUUUUUGGAGUCAAUCUUCACUCUGGGCGAUCAAGCUCGUCAAUCUGCCCUUGAUGGCCGUUUCUUGAAUGCAAUUAAUAUAAUACAUUCCAUUUAUUCUCAACUAGAGUUAAAAUCUAAACAAGAAGGAAUAUCUUUUAGCUCUUUGCCGGCCGUUACCGAACUUUUAGAGGACCAGCAUUCUCUUUACAAUACCAUCUCGCAAACCGUGAUACAGAAAUUCCCCGAAGUCCUUAUUCAGGAUUUACGCGAUUUUUCCUCUCAGAAAUCUUCAUCCGAUUUAUUAAAUAUAUACUUGAAGAAAAAUAAAAAGCUAAGUGAAAACACGGAUCCCCUGCCUCUCGUUACGGACAUUCCUCCCGAUUUUAUAACAAGGUUGGAACGAUUCAUUGAUUGUCUCCUCCUUACUGAUGGUCUUCAAUCUGGUUUAACUAUAUUUAAGACCUCUGUAUUUAAAGAAAUAGAAUCUCUCAUUACACAAGCCUUUGCUAAGCUGAAUUCUCUUUACGGAAACGCCGAUCGUCGAAGUAUCAGUACCACGAGUCUUUCCAGUUUAUCAAAUUCUUCUUUUCAUUCCUUACCGGAAGGAUCCAGUGAUAGUAAAUAUAUCGCUGAUUAUUACGACACGCUCACGACAGUUUAUCUUACAUGUUUGGAAGUUUUACGUCGAUUAGGACAACAACUGAAACUUUUAAUCGAUAUUCUAUCGAGAAAAGACGAAGAGCAGUAUCAUUACUCCAUCGCUUUAAAUGAUUUAAUGACGGCUAGUGCCGAAGUAAUUCUACAAAAAUUAACCCACAUAAAUAGCGUUUACUUCAAUGCAUCCACCAAGACUUCUGUACAGGAGACUUUGAAGUUGUUUACUUUGCAUUCUUUAUUCUAUAACGAACUUGAAAAUUUGUGUGGUAUCACACAAAAUAAUUUUAUGUCUAUUAUCAUGCAAGAACUGCAAAAAUGGUUUCAAAACGAUCAAUUGAGAAAUAUUCAGCGCCUUGCUUUAGAGUAUGAAAAGGAGAAAUGGGAAGCUAUUUCGGUAAGCCCGGCAGUACAGAAAAUGGCAUCUCGUAUUGACCAAUGUCCAAUGGAUAUUCCUAAUAAUUGGGUGUUUUUUCAUGAACCAAGUAUAGAUGACAUGAAAGACUCAACUGGAGAAGGUGAGUCAUCUAUGUCGGAUACUUGCACUCUUCAGAAUCAAUCCAUUCAUAUGGUCAGUGCGUCAGUUCGUUUGCUUGAAUGCUUGGAUCAAUAUGGCCAGCUGGUUUUUAAUUUUCCAAGACUCUCCCAUGAUUUUUAUUAUGGUAUAAUAGACCUUCUGCGGACUUUGAAUUCACGAGUGUACCAGUUAAUCCUUGGAGCUGGAACUGUACGAUCAUCCGGGUUGUCUAGGGUAUUAGGAAAGCAUAUUGCCUUAGCUUCACAGACAGUGACUUUACUUCAAACAUUGUCAACAUCCAUGUUCAAAUUCCUUUCAAAACAUUAUGGGAUUAAGCAAACACAAGAAUUACUAUCCCUUGAAAAUGAUUUUAACUUGCAUCAUAACCAGAUUACUGAGAAGUUUAUUGCUCUCAUGAGAGAAAGAUCAAACUUCUGUUGUGGUCAAAUUAUUACGGUUGCAUGGGAUAACGAAGAGCCUCAUGAUUAUAUGAAAGACCUUAUAAAAAACUUGUCCAAGUUAUAUAAAGUUUUGCAUCGCUACUCUGAACCAGAUUGUGCUCGAGUCAUUCCGGAUGUCAUAAAGAUGUUUGAAGACAGACUACAGUUGGAAUUGACAGAUCCUGCGCAAGAUCCAACAAAAUGGAAUGGUAUCAAAAUAGAUUUGUCAUUCUUUUACGAUUCAUUAUCCAGCAAGUGUGGUUAUGUUGGAAGCCCGGAAGUACUCGAAAAGUUUGAACGUGCCGUAGGGCAAACUGCCUCGGAUAAAGUAACUACAUGAUACGAACAAAGAAACAAUUUGAUGAUUUUCUUCAUUGAAAGAGAUGAAGUUGCUUAAACUUUUUUCGUUAUUGCUCCUUUUUAUGUUUCAUGGUAUGCUAUAAUUUUUCACUAAUGCGUUUCCUUGGAUUCAGAAAAAGUAUGAAGACAGGAAUUGAUGAAUUUGGAUAAAUAUAUAAAAUUUAUUUUAUGUCAGUAAUGAUGAUUUCCAUUCAGUAUUCACAGACCCUACUGUGUUUCCAGUAUCAGCGAAAACAUAAGUUACACAUUCUAAGCAUCAUAAUGAAAUCUUUAUAUAGA
Schizosaccharomyces octosporus yFS286 is the source of this 3269-nucleotide messenger RNA. Its product is annotated as GARP complex subunit Vps54. Lineage: Eukaryota; Fungi; Ascomycota; Schizosaccharomycetes; Schizosaccharomycetales; Schizosaccharomycetaceae. Gene Ontology annotation, cellular component: GARP complex. Bases 130 to 2970 code for a protein of 946 amino acids. The record is from RefSeq and is a predicted model, not a curated record. The transcript has a single exon. Gene Ontology annotation, molecular function: syntaxin binding. Gene Ontology annotation, biological process: retrograde transport, endosome to Golgi; Golgi to vacuole transport.